Messenger RNA from Nomia melanderi (Alkali bee), 2950 nucleotides. RefSeq lists its product as uncharacterized. Lineage: Eukaryota; Metazoa; Arthropoda; Insecta; Hymenoptera; Halictidae. The record is from RefSeq and is a predicted model, not a curated record.
CCCGUAAUCAGACAGUCGAGCCAGCGGCCUGCACCGCGCAGCCACGUCUCGCUCCAGUCAUUUCUCCCAAUCAACUCGAAACGAUCGGACCGCAGGCGGCCUCGCAUCGCGAGCAACAAAUUCGAGGACGGAAGAUGACGCCUCUGCCACGGUGGGUGUUGCUGGCGUCGGUGUUGGCCGUCGUCGGGGCGCAACCCGGCGACAACGCAUGCGUGCACGCGUGCCGUGCACGGGAGAGGAGUCCCGAGAUCACGGGAGUGAUCUGCGACCACCGGCGGAGCGCCGUUCUUCAGUCCGCCGGAGGCCGGUCGCCGAUACAGCGCCUCUCCAGCAUCUGUCUGACGCCGUGUGCUCCCACCAGCCACUACGACGGCUCCGAGGCCUGCCGCGACUUCAGAGAGCUCCUGAUCAGAUCGCGAGCCUGCCUCUGCGACGAUCGGAAAGAUGACAACUCGAGGAGCAUCAGGACCGAGCACUCGAAGAACUUCGAUCGCGUCGAUCAUCGCGAGCUGAGAAGCUUCAAGUCGGCUAUGCUGAAGAAGCUAGCGAUCGCGGACCACUAUCUGGUCCUCGAACCGUUGGAGAACGACAGCUAUCGGUUCCGAGUCGAGAUGAGACCAGACGAGCGGAGAUUCGAGGAUACGAGGUUGUCCGACUUGAAUCUCGAAGGGCCGACCCUAACGGAGUCAACGGAGUCGGACGUUGACUGGGAUAUGUGGUGCAUGGCCCAGUGUGACAAUGGCCGCGGUGGUAGCGCCUGCAACUGUGACCUUAUCCCCUGAAGAGGACGGAGGAGGAUGAAGAACCCGCGGGGCACGAAUUCACAUAUCUCAUAGGUUAGUCUGGCCGAUGGCGCCGAGUAGCGUAAGGUUAGUCUCUUAUCGAACACGUUUCGUUCGUCUUCCGUCUAUCGGUUCCGUGUUUGGUAACCUAUUUUAUCGUUUUAUGGUAAAUCCAUCGAUCGUUUGUAUACAAUGUCCACGAUAAAGGACGAGCUAUCAUCUCGCGGAUCCCGUCGAUCGGUUCCAUCUCCGAGAUCGUGCGUCGAUCGAUUGGAAAGACAUCGGGAUUCCUCUGUUUCCUUCGCGCAGCAUUGAGAUUAUCGGUUAGACGCUUAAUCGCUUCUAGGCUUAAGAGUUCUCUACGCUAGGUCCGGUUCACGCGGGCUCGGCCGGGUCCGAGGUAAACGGCUUACCGGCCAGGAUCCUCGAUGCCGAUAAUCGGGCCCGCCGUUGCGCGUUUAUCGGGAGCUCGUCUCGAUAAGGCGACGCCGGCGACCGACGCAAUUCGCGUGCUAAUCUCGCGAGGAAACGGUGCGCUCGCGUCGGGCCGUGUGAACGGGACACCGACGUGCGAUGUGUGUAUUAUGCAAUAAAUUGAUAUUUAUACGGGAGCGCGAUGCCACGUUGAACGUGCAUCGACGUCUAAGGAUAGUUUGAUACCUGAGAAAUCGCGCCGCCAUCCACGCUCGCGAUAGUAUCCUCCGCGUUUCUUCAUCGGACGCUGGAGGAGUCAUUCAAUUUCUCUGGUGUUCGUCACAUUUUAUUGUCUAAUAUUCAUUUACAAAGACUCUUCUCAUGUUGUAGUGAAGGAUUAAACUGUAGAGGUGUUGAGUAUCUGAAUUCUUCGGCUUUUGCGAGUAUUUUAUCGAACUCGAGAUUCAUUCGAUUACAGUUUUCAUUAAGGGAAUAUGGAAGUUCCUCAGGGCAAUCUUACAGCGCAAUGAAACGAAAUUCAAUCGAAAGCAACGUCGUCCACGAAUAAACGAAAGAGUAAUGUAGUCCAGCCGCGAAAUCUCAGGUGUUCAAACUGCACUGUACCAUAUUAGACUAGCUUUUACAUGACUCCGGAUAAUGGACUCAAGAGAGGCUGCGGGUGUCGUUGCGCCGACACAGGACAACGGAAUGCAAAGCUGUAUGGGAUGUAAAAAGAUUUUAUAUUUUAUUUUCAGCAGAAUGGGAACCUUCGGAUGCUAAAUGAACCUCCAUUGAUUGUAAAUUACUCCAUAGUUACGCGAAGUCGCAUCGACAUCCGCAGAGGUUCGACUAAGAUGUAAGCUAGGUUAAGGAGAACAAAAUCCAUGUCUUCCAUUUUGUAGAUUAUUUGCUGCGCGUGCAACACGCGACUAGGGCGACCGUGCGAGUACUAUUUAUUGUUUAAGCGAUUAGUUGGACAAUGACGAUCGCGACGAGGAGGCCGACAGUUCGAUCGAAUCGAACGAGACGAAUAAAUCCGUCGUGUUCCUCGAGCGACACUGCGUUCGUGUAUUUCUAGUGUGCCGUUAAAAAAAAAGAAGACGUUGUGACGCGACAAUAAGACGUAGAUCGUAGAAUGCCUGCGCGAUGUAACCUCGUUUUCGCCCACUUUUGACUGAUCACAUCCGUCUGACUAGAAUCCUUUAAAAUCGAACUACCGAACACUUUCAACGAUCCGCAAUUGUACGCGAAGGGAACGAGAAGAUAGAAGAUGGCAUCGAAACGAAACUGUCAAAAGUGCGCGAACAACUCAAGCAGAUUAUUACCUGGGCUAUAGUUCUAAGUGACCGUGCAUUGUAAAUAUUUCUACAAUUAAUAUACGCGAUUAAUAAUUGUAUCGGGGAGGAAUCGAAAGCAGUUUCAGGUACGCGGUUUAUAAAUUAUAUCGAAUCAAUUUCUUAAAUCUAUUCGCUUCUAUCUUAAUAUCGUGUUAUUGUACUAUCGAGCGUAACUAGUGUAUAUGGUUGCUGUUAGCAAUCGUAAUUAAUAACGAAGCCUUGGGGAUAUAUUAGGGUGUUCGUUCACUCGGGAAAUUUGGUAAUUCUUCCAUAUCUGGACUUACUUAUACACAUGCGGCGUCUUCAUUGCUAUUGUGAACUUUUUACGCUGAUCAUUGUAAAUGCUGUAUAUAAAUAUAUAUGUAAUAUAAGUAAUCGAUACUAACUUCAUGUUUUGUCAUACGAUCAAUAAAGAAC